CUCGUCUCUUUCUCACUUCGACUGAGCCGAAGCGCUCCAUUUUUACUCGCAAACCAGUGACUGCUAAAAAAAAAACAAUAAUAAUGUUGGCUCUAUCAUCAUUCAAGUCUCGCGUCAAGUCCCUAACCCAAACCCUAAUAGCCAUAAACCAGUCCCAACCUGAAUCCCGAAUUCUGCCUCCAAUUUCAAUUAUCUCUUCUCCAUAUUCCUCAAAGGAGGAGAAGGACAAGGACAAUUACAGUGUCGUAUCGCUCUACAACAGAGACCCAACAAGCCCACCUCGCCUCUUCGUGGUCCAGCCUCGCCUCCGUCCCGAUAAUUUUCUCCAAGCCAAGCUCAACGAGGCGCUCUGCCUCGCCAAUUCCUUGGAGGAGCAACGCGAUGGCUUCUUUGAUUCCGAUUUCUUCGAUAAGGCCUUGCCUCCUUAUAUCGUCGUUCAAAACCCAAUUCUUCGAUCCUCCAGAGCUCGCGCAGACACAUAUUUUGGGCCAGGAACAGUGGACACCAUUAAGUGCCAUAUAAAUGCUUCAGAGUCUAAGGGUGAAGUAGACGCGGUGUUCGUAAAUUCUAUUCUUAGUGGGAUUCAGCAACGAAAUUUGGAGCGUGCAUGGGGAAAGCCCGUGUUGGACCGGGUUGGCCUUAUAAUAGAGAUUUUUAAUGCUCAUGCCCACACAAAGGAGGCCAAGCUACAGUCUGAAUUGGCUGCUCUUAUGUAUAAGAAGAGUAGGCUUGUUCGUGUACGAGGCCCUGAUGGACGCUAUGGUUUUGGAACAGCUGGCGAAGCUGAAGUUGUUAGUGCCCGAGGGAGGGGAAGUGGAGGACGUGGCUUUAUCAGUGGCGCUGGAGAAACUGAACUCCAACUUCAACGGCGAAGAAUAUUAGAGAGGCGCAACCAUUUGUUAUCUCAAAUUGAAGAGGUUCGACGUACUCGAGCUUUGCAACGUGUUGCUCGCAAGAGGCACGGUGGUUUAGACAAUAAAGCUCUAGCCACUGUUGCUGUUGUAGGAUACACAAAUGCUGGAAAGUCUACACUGGUUAGUGCACUCUCAGAGAGUGAUCUUUACAGUGAUUCUCGAUUGUUUGCAACAUUGGAUCCAAGAUUGAAAAGUGUUAUUCUUCCUUCAGGGAGGAAAGUGCUUCUUAGUGAUACUGUAGGAUUUAUAUCAGAUUUGCCUGUGCAGUUAGUGAAAGCAUUUCAUGCAACCUUGGAAGAAGUAGUGGAAGCAGACCUUCUACUGCACGUAAUAGACUGCACUGCUCCUAAUCUUGAUGAACAUCGCACGACUGUGUUGCAAGUUCUUCAGCAAAUAGGAGUUUCAGAAGAGAAGCUUCAGAGUAUGAUUGAAGUCUGGAAUAAGAUUGAUUAUGAAGAGGAGGAAAUGGGUGCUGAUGAAUCUCUAGAUGCUAGCAGCUGGUCCACUGAUGAAGAUGAUAAUGCAUCUGAGAUAUCAUCAGAAGCAAAAGAUGACAAAGCCAAUAUUUCUUCAGGAGUAAAAGAUGGUGAAGGGGAUAUUGAAGAGAUCAUAGAUGAAGACCAAGGUGAUUACUCUGAUGGCUGGCUGUUGUCAGAAAAUGACCAAGAGAUGGUGAAUGACCAAUGGUUGAAGAGUCUGGAUGACCAACAAGGUGAGACGUUAAAUGACUCGGGAAUAGAAAAAGAUUUGCAACCCCAAGCUCAGCAUGGUCCCCAUCUGAAAAUAUCAGCCAUAACUGGAGUUGGCUUGCAAGAAUUGCUGGAACUCAUUGAUGAAAGGCUGAAGACGCAAGAUGAGACAUUGAAGACCCAGAAUGUAGUGGAAAGGGGUUUCUUUGAUAGAAAAUGGAGACCUUCACAUACAGAUGAUGCUGGUGUGGCAGUCCAACAGUAACAAACAUGUAUGGUCUAGUUAUCUUUGUUCUUGUUUGAAGAACGUGGAAGCCUGAUGAAAGGUUUGAGGGCAUAUACAUAUUGAGGAAUGCUUCUUGCUAAAUCUUUGUUCUCUUGUAGCAUACAGCCUCAUAAGAUAGAAAUGUAUCCUUGAAGGAAGAUAGAAAUUGCUGAAGCCUGUGAAGGUUGUGAAAGAUUUAGAUGCAAGAAUGAGGCUCGGUCAAUCAUUCUGAGAUGAAAUAGAGGAGCUUUGAAGAAAAAUAAUGGUUGCAGAUGUGUAUAUACUGCUGCAGAAGCUACAUGAUCAGGAACAUUAGUAUCUCAGACUGAUAAAAUGCAAAAUUCUGAUUCUCUCCUCUCUUCUGUUUGGCCAUGGCGAGUUGUAACUCGUGGGAAUUCUCUUGGAAAUGAAGGGAGAAUGGGCGUUAGAUCCCCAGCAUUGUUGAAAAGGAAUGAGUUUGUUCUGCCCUGAAUGAGGGGAGUAGAAAGUAGAAGUUUUGAAUCCUGUUUUACUAGCUAUUUAUUUCUCCUUGGGCAUGGAUAGACAUGUUUAUGGAGAUUUUGAGAUACAGUUAGGCUUUCAUUUUGGUUAGCUUACAUAUUAUACAUUUGUUUCGUUAUUUUGGUAGCACAGUUUGAAAACAAAUUUGGGGUUUUUUAACAAUAAAAGAAAUAGUAAUAUAAUAUUUUAAAGAGAGAAA
Molecule: messenger RNA, 2568 nt
Organism: Jatropha curcas
Lineage: Eukaryota; Viridiplantae; Streptophyta; Magnoliopsida; Malpighiales; Euphorbiaceae
Product: GTP-binding protein, HflX
Cellular component (GO): cytoplasm
Molecular function (GO): GTP binding; ribosome binding
Source: RefSeq, a predicted model, not a curated record